UAAUUGAAGCUUCAGACUUCGGCGUUCUAGUUUGUGAUAUUUUGGAUUUUAUGCCUGUAUUUAUGGAUUAGGACCCCGAAAUUUCUUUUGGAUUAUGCCAUUCGUGGUAUGCAAAUAAGGGUGUGUGGCAGAGUGAGAUGUAGUGGUAGGAGGAGAGAUCAAGCACCAUGAGUCGGCCUACGAGUCCCCCCAUGUCCCCUCGCAAGGGCAAGUUCAUGAACGUCAAGGUUCUUAUGUUAGACAACACAGUCACCAUCUUCCAGAUACCGCAUAAGGCCUUGGGUCGAAAUCUUUAUGAAGAGGUCAUCAAUAAGCUGCAGGUCCUCGAGUCGGAUUACUUUGACUUGGAGUACAUCAACUCAGAGGGAAUAACAUGCUGGCUGGACCACGACAAACCCAUCCUGAAGCAGGUCGGGUCUCCGCACGAAUUAAACUUCAGGUUUGGUGUGAAGUUCUACAUCCAGGACCCCGCACUUCUAGAGGAAGAGUUAACAAGAUACCUGUUUGCCCUCCAAGUGAAACGUGACCUCCAGUCAGGCACCAUGCCUUGUAAUGAAAACACUGCUGCACUACUCGUUUCUUAUAUAACACAAGCGGAACUAGGCGAUUACAUUGAUGACUUUACAGACCAGAGCUACCUAUCCACAUGUAAAAUCGUCCCCAAUCAAACAAUAGAAGAAAAAAUAAUAGAAUAUCAUAAAAGGCAUACAGGGCAGACUCCUGCCGAUGCAGACUUCAAUCUUUUAGACACGGCGCGGAAAGUCGAGCUGUACGGUAUUAAGAUGUACCCAGCCAAGGUAAGGGACCAUGAAGGUGUUCCAUUAAACCUUGCCGUAGCACACAUGGGCGUCCUAGUAUUCCAGAACUAUACUAAAAUCAACACAUUCUCAUGGGCAAAAGUACGGAAACUCAGCUUUAAACGGAAGAAGUUCUUAAUAAAGCUCCAUCCAGAAGGAUAUAUGGACGCCACCUUGGUUUUGCAGGAUGUUUACAUGAUCACUAAGAAAAAGCGAAAAGCGCCACUGAAAGUUAUGACUGGUUAUUACAAAGACACAGUAGAAUUCUAUUUUGAUACUAGAAACGAAUGUAAGAAUUUCUGGAAAAAAUGUAUUGAGCAUCAUGCCUUUUUCCGAUGCCAUUCGGUGAAACGGUUGCCAAGGAACAAGACACGGGUAGUUAGCAGAGGAUCGUCAUUCAGAUAUGGUGGUCGAACUCAGAAACAGCUGGUAGAAUUUGUGAGAGAAAACUAUGUCAAACGGGCGCCAUUUGAAAGUCCAAAUACCCCUAGGUCUCGCAGUCGUGCUACGACGCCCGGCAGCCGGUGCGGUAGCCGGGCAACGACUCCCUCAAGUAUGCGAAGCUGUCCAGAGGAUCAUGCUGCUCAAAUGGCCGCCUCAUUACGGCGCCGAAUGAUGACAGAACACCAUCGGUAUCAGGUGGUCACUAAUUACCGUGAUGUGGACAACAGAUCAGCAAGUGCGAGGAUAUCGAGUCGCAGCGAUGGUGUCACAACGAAGUCAAGCACGUUAAAUUCGGCUGACAUGGCGUACAGCCAUAACAGCACAUCGAGCGGGAGUCAUACAUUGGAUAUGUCAUCCAAAGACAAUUUAGAUAAACAACCGAGCACGAGGAUCGAAAUGGCGGAAGUCCAUGAUGAUUCGUCGCAGUCAAGUCGGAGUAUUUCAUCGCCGAAACGGGAACGUUUACCACCACCGCCAGACGACGAGUUCCGAAUGCACCGAAAAGACGCCAGUGAGGAAUCGUUACCGCCACCACCACCCCCACCACCACAGGACGGAACAGAUGUCUUCGAUAGCGACCAAAAUAUUUCAAUGGCCCAAGCAAAAGGCGGCUUCGACCGAAAGAUGUCGGCACCCGCCUUUUCCAUACAUCAGACAUGUCAGAAGAUGAAAGAACAACAACAACAACAACAACAUUUAGAACGAUCGCCCGAAGUCGAGAACAUCCCGGAGGAGGUUUCAUUUAGCAAGCGGAAUAAUCUUAAGCCUGCAAGUCCGAAGUUCCGACGAAGUCACAGCGACACGCCACAUGAGUCUCGCUCAAUGGAACGCUCACACUGUAUAGACGAAGAUGAUGACGAACCACCUCCUCCUCCUCCACCAUUGGUCGAUGAUGACAUCAGUCCCGUUCCGAUGUACAAUCGCCAUGGGUCACCAGAACCAAUAGAGAAACCACCUCCUCCUGUGGUCCGGCAGGAGACAGCUCCUAAGGCUCAAGGAUAUGAUCCAGUUUCGCCCGUACCAGCCUCGCAGGAGGAGACCCUGACGAUGACAACCACCUCACGUUCGCACACGCUCACUAACACGCUGAGUUCGACGACAAGUCGCGACUCAAAUAAAACGGAUGAAUCGGAGGAGGAGGUGAGAAGGAAGAGAUACCCGGCUGAUAAAGCGUACUACAUUGCCAAAGAAUUACUGAUGACAGAGAGAACGUAUAAGAAAGACUUAGAGGUGCUAACUGUGUGGUUCCGUAAUACUGUCUGCCAUAAGGAACUGAUCCCGAAAUACUUGGAAGCUCUCAUGUUCUCCUUCCUAGACGAGAUCUAUGAACAUCACUGUUACUUCCUAAAGGAGUUAGAGCAGAGAUUGGCUAUGUGGGAAGGGAAAUCAAAUGCACACUUGAACGGUGACUACAGGAAGGUGGGAGAUCUCAUGUUAAGUAAUAUGAAAGUCUUGCCUUUGUAUGGUAAUUACAUGGAGAAGACAGAUGAGAUCCUAACAGAGCUGGACCACGCAGUGCGACAGAAUAAACAGCUCGAGACGGCUUACAAGGAGUUUGAGAGUCAGAAAGUCUGCUAUCUCCCACUAAACACAUUCCUCUUGAAACCCGCCCACAGAUUGCUGCAUUAUAAGUUGUUAUUAGAUCGAUUGUUAAAGCACUACUCUCACGACCACCCAGACCACAGGGAUUGUAAAGCGACGUUGUCUGAGAUCAACAAGAUCACAGAGCCCUUGCAUGGUGCGUUUUUCCGCCUCGAGAACCUACAGAAGCUUCUGGAGCUGCAGCGAGAUUUGAUCGGUAUCGAGAACCUCGUGCAGCCGUUUCGAGUCUUCAUCCGAGAAGGAUGUUUACAGAAGCUCUCGAGGAAGGGAUAUCAGCAGAGGAUGUUCUUUUUGUUUUCGGACAUGUUGAUCUAUACAAGUCGGACGACCACACCUUCCCUUCAGUUCAAAGUUCACGGCCAGAUACCUCUCAGGGGCAUGAUAGUCGAAGAAGCUGAUUCCAAAAUGGCGGUGGCGAAUAGCUUCACAAUCUACGGCGGGAAUCGGUGUCUUCUGGUGGCGGCCGGUUCGCCAGAAGAGAAGGAUAAGUGGUUGGAAGAUUUGAAUGCGUCGAUCACGGCAGCGCGGGAACGAGGUGAUGACUAUAAGUAUCCCAGUCUUAAGUCAACAGGAGGUGGAUCUGCAGACGAUCUUCUCGACCACGAUGGCUAUCCUCCAACAACUCCACCUAUGAGUGAGAAACAAAUCCAACACCGUGCGAACACAACGAUGCACGUCUGCUGGCAUCGGAACACGAGUGUCAGUAUGAAGGAUCAUCAAUCAGCUGUUGAGAACCAGUUGAGUGGCUACGUCCUCAGGAAAUUCAAGAACAGUAAUGGCUGGCAGAAACUCUGGGUUGUCUUCACAAACUUCUGCCUCUUUUUCUACAAGACUUUCCAGGAUGAUUUCCCAUUGGCUAGUCUGCCUUUGCUAGGUUACUCGGUGAAUGACCCUGAUGAUAUGGAUGGUAUUCAUAAAGACUAUGUGUUCAAGCUCCAGUUUAAGAAUCAUGUGUAUUUCUUUAGGGCGGAGAGUGAAUACACUUUCGAGAGAUGGAUGGAAGUGAUUGGCAGCGCCACUAACAGUGCACACCUGAUGCGAGUCUUCAGCCGUAUUGAGAGUAACAACACGAGAUAAGAUCGCCCCCUAGUGGCAGUCAUAAGGAACUUGCUCAAGUACGCUGAUGGAAUGUGGUGGCCUUGCGACAUCAUGGUGCUUUUGGACUGUGAUUGGCUAAUGAUGGACCAAUCAGCGCCUCCGUACUGUGACCAGAUGCAAUGGUCGGGAUGCGGAGGGUAUCCACAAUGAUCAGGACGAUUUUCCAGAUUAUAAAAUGGUUGAUUUUUGUACAUAUGUUCGUCUUGAGUUCUUCCGAGGGCAGAAGUUGGGUAGGAGCAUUUUAUCGAGUGCUACGAUUGACAUUGUGAGCGUAUACUGGACAAUCAUUGAGAAUGAUAUCAAAAUCUGAAUCAAAAUACAGCUUCUGAGUCAAUGUAAAGAAAUGUAGUGCAUUAUAAUGUAACGGUAUUCAUCACAGUAUGAUAGAAGUCAGUCUACAAACUGGUACAGCAUUGAGAUGGGUGGGAGGGAAAACAACUGUUAGAUGUCUCUGAAUUUAGAGGUGAGGGAGUGAGUGCAACUGUUAGAAUGCCUCCCAUCCUAUUACUGCUGGAAGAAUGAAGGGCGGACAGAAAUGAUGCAACAUAGAAGAUUUGUCAAAUUGAGGAUUGUACAAAUUUGGUCUGUGCAUUUAAAGUCAUCUUGUGAGGAAAAAGUUACAUAUAUCUUUAAAAGUACAUUAUACCCAGUAUAGAUACCGGCAUAGUUACCUUAUAACCAUUUAUUCAAAUUAUUUCAAUUGAAUGACCUUGACCUAUUUCCUUUUGGCCUUGACCUUUGACCUGGAGCUGAUUUGACUGUUAGGAAAGUUGAUUUGAUGGUAGUUUUACCUUGUAUUUGUUGAUGGUAUUUAAUGAUUAUUUUGUUAAAGUAUGAGAGAGUUUAUGGUUCCAGUUGUGGCCUAUAGGUGGCAGAAGAGGCUUGAUAAUGAAAAAAGCGAUUGAAUUUGACUCCCAAGUCUUGAUUUAGCAGUGUGGGAUUGCACCUUGAACAAAGUUGUAAUUUCUCUGUUACUAUAGGGCCUCAAAUUCGUAGUAACAUGCAUGACGCACUGAACUGGCAAGCUGGUCUAUCGUAGUGAAGGGGUUAAUAGUUGUUAAGACAUUAUAGACUUGUUACUGGACACUGUGUGCAGAUAACUAAAGAGUUUUUGUAAUGGUUUGUGAUCUGGAAAUUUUGUACCAAUAUGUACAAUUCUUGGCCAAAUACUUUUAUAAUAACGCAGUUUGCAUAAAUACAUAAUAUUGCUUAUUAUACGUUCCUCUACAUGUAAUUGAUACCAUAGAGCAUAGCAACCUUCAGCUUGUUUGAAUGGUGGUGCCCUAUUUAUUUCUGAUGGUGCACUAAAAUCGUUCAGCUUGAAAUUGGGGAAUGGGGAAGAGGGAUGUAAUAAUAUUUUUUACAGGGGCACAGCAACAGAGGUCAAUCAGCAACAUCAUUGCUAUUUUUCAGGUUCAAAUUAUUUAUAGGUUCCAAAGCAGUUUGUAAAUUAUAAUGUUUUGAUUAGAAGUAACCUGGUGCACAUACAGUAAAUGUACAGUCCGUAGAGGUUGGUAUGCUGUGAACUGUGUAGUUAAGUGAUUUUCUCAAGGACUCUUUCUUCCAAAUCUUAACACUUUUUUGCCGUGAAGGCAAUCUUCAACCAGAUCAUCUUCCUUAAAACUUCUUAUCAAAUGUGUCAAAGUAUCUCCAUGAUUCUGUUUGAAGAGGUUCACACUAAGAACAGAAACUGAAAUAGAAGCGGGAAGCAUAUUUGGCUGAUACUAGUAUCCUCUGCAUAACAUAAAAGAAACCAGAUAUGUCUUGCAUGAAUAGUCAUAUCAUAUUAUUAUAUUUACCUUUGUCUUAUUGGCCAGACUUCUGUUAAUAAAUUUGGCCUGGUCUACUUUGGUCCGUGAGCUCCAUCGUAGGUGCAAUGCAAUCUUCUUGUGUUGGCCUCCCAUUUUGUGAUGUGUAUAGGUUGUAUUUUUACAUGAUGGCCCCCAUAGGUCCAUAACUAGUCGCUUAUGUAAAAUGCAAUAUAGUCAUUAUCUAGGGCCUUUGUACAUUGACAAUGCAAUAUAGUCAAAGGCCACACCAAUUUUAAAUUGGUUGGACAGCAGGGGACCACCUUUCUCCUGGUAAAAGACAUAAUAACAUCAAUAUGUGACAAUUUGAUUUUAGAAGAAAAAUUAGGUUUUUUGCUCCAGAUAGAUUUUUGCCCCCACCCUCAUUUUCAUUUGCAGUCUCGGGAAAGACCAGCACCCCUGCUACACAACUGAUGAAAUUGGUGUGGCCUAUAAGGGUCUUUGUAUAUUGAAUGAUAGAUUAGCUUCUUGGGAUUUUAGUGAACUUUUUGAUGAUGACGUGCUGAGUUGUUCGUACGUGAUGUCAGUUUGUUAAUCAAGCAAAUAAAAUGUAAUUAAAUUCAUAUGCAAAUCUGGGGCAUAUAAAUCAAACACAGGGUGUCCCGAAAAAAUACUCAAUAAUUCUCAUAUUUGCAAAUUGUCCCAAUAUAUUUCCAUGACUGAUUUUGUAGCCUGAAAAUAGCAUUUCAGAGAGCUGUCUUUGCUUGGAAUGGACUUUUUAGGCUUGAUAGGUGAGGGUUGGGACUGAAAAAACAGGAAAAAAGUGUUGACAGUAGGGUCCAUUUCACUGGGAGUUAUAAACAAUGCAUAGAAAAUCCACCAACUCAGGUGGUGGGUUGAGAUUUAGGAGUAUUUUUUUCAGGACGCCCUGUACCACUGUGUACUUUCAUUGUAAAUACUAAGGUAUGAUAAUAUAUAGUGUAGAGAGGGCCUUAUCGCCUUGACAGGCUGUUUUCAAUUUUCUAUAACAUGCGAGUGUGUUUUCUCUACAAUGUUUGUACCCCCAACGAAGAAAACAUGCUGUAUCCAUGGAAAACGUUUAUUGACAGGUGUGGAUGAUUUCACACCCGGCUGGUGUGAUGUUUCUCUCCCGUGGUAAGGGUUUUCUCGCUCAUGUAAGUGUAUAGUAUCUCCCCGAGUUUUGUUUGUCCAAAUUUUCAAAAUAUACAAUGAUCAAAAUACGAUGCAAUAAGGACGGAUUGUGUGUGUGAUGUGGAGAGAAUGUCAUUCUUUUGUAGUUUCUACAAUCGCACGUAGAGGGCAGCACUUCAAUAAUUUUAGAAAGUGGUAAUGUUGUUGAAGUCUUUCUCAGUUAGAAACACUCGGAAGUUCUGGAAAGUUGAUGGAUGGGCUUGUUUACUUCAAUGGAUCGGUGAUGAACUUCUUAGCACCCUCUACUGUUGGUUGCAUAAACCACUUUUACUAAUGGAGCGUUUUAUGUGAGGUAUUUAAGUUCCCUCAAAAAGGUGGCAAUUUUAUUUCUACAGCUCAGUUAUUUUUAACCAAUAUAGCUUCACAGUCCAAGUUACUGAUAGUGCUUGUUGGCCCAGUUAUCUGCUAACUGGUGAAGUCAUGUUACCUAUCUAGUUAUGAUAACUAUUUCGAAACAUGGAUGGUGUAUUGUCCUUUUGAAAACAGUUGAUGGCAUUUCAGUUUGUAGGCCUUGCAGCUGAAUGGGUCCAAGUUGUCUGCAUACCAAGAUAGUACCUAGUGACAUCAUUCUUAUCAGCUUUUUUAAGGCGCCCUUGAAUAUCAUGUGUGACACCUUGGUAUGAAGACACACUUGUGCCACCUUUUGUCAGUAAAAAGUAAUAUCUUACUGUUAACGUAACUGAUGGAUGCGACCUUCUCAUUUGUCUAAUUAUAGAUACCUUGUCCUUAAAAAGUGAAUUUUAUUGAAUAAAUUCGAAUGUCUGAUUUUAAA
Molecule: messenger RNA, 7673 nt
Organism: Lineus longissimus
Lineage: Eukaryota; Metazoa; Nemertea; Pilidiophora; Heteronemertea; Lineidae
Product: FERM, ARHGEF and pleckstrin domain-containing protein 2-like
Exons: 30
Coding region: 168-3920 (1250 amino acids)
Cellular component (GO): cytoskeleton
Molecular function (GO): guanyl-nucleotide exchange factor activity; cytoskeletal protein binding
Source: RefSeq, a predicted model, not a curated record